Molecule: messenger RNA, 1453 nt
Organism: Diuraphis noxia (Russian wheat aphid)
Lineage: Eukaryota; Metazoa; Arthropoda; Insecta; Hemiptera; Aphididae
Gene: Traf4
Product: TNF receptor associated factor 4
Biological process (GO): regulation of canonical NF-kappaB signal transduction; regulation of apoptotic process; signal transduction
Cellular component (GO): plasma membrane signaling receptor complex
Molecular function (GO): tumor necrosis factor receptor binding; zinc ion binding; ubiquitin protein ligase binding
Source: RefSeq, a predicted model, not a curated record
GAUUGUGAAAAAGACAAGGAUAUAAUGGGAUCUAUUGUCUAUUGCAUUCACCASAAAGAAGGUUGCAAAUGGAGUGAUCAAUUACGACGUUUAAAAGGACAUUUGCAAACAUGUAAAUAUGAUGCGUUACCUUGCACAAACCACUGUGGAGCUCAAAUUGCCAGAAUUUUAAUGGAUGAUCAUGUGAGAUACACAUGUAUUGAACGUGUCAUCAAGUGUGAAUAUUGUAAUGGUGAAAUGAAAGGAGAAGCAGCCGGAGAAGAACAUAGUAGAACAUGUCCAGUAGAGCCAAUCCAUUGUGAAGCUAAAUGUGGUGUAAAAAUUCCAAGACGAAUGUUGGCCAAACAUAAGGUCACAGAAUGUUCAAAAAGAUUAGUACCAUGUCGUCAUUGUGGACGGCAAUUUGUAGCUGACACUAUAAACUCACACACAACAUCAUGCCCACGAUUCCCUCUAACUUGUCCUAAUCGAUGUGAAAUUGUCACUGUAGCACGUGAAGAUUUAGAACAUCACAUUAAACAUGCAUGCCAUUCAAUGUUAAUAUCUUGUAGCUUCAAAGAUGUUGGUUGUCGAUUCAAAAGUUUAAGAGGAAAGCAAAUGGACACACACAUGGAUGAAGCAAGCCAACAACAUUUAUCAUUAAUGUGUUCAAUGGUCACUAAACAACAACAACAAAUUGUAUCCAUGAAAAAAGUGAUAAAUAAUUUAGCUGUUAAUCAGUCAGGUACGCUGAUUUGGAAAAUCAGCGAUGUACUGGAAAAACUUGAAGAGGGUCGUCAAAAACUAUGUGGUGAUGGUCUAGAACUCAUCAGUACGCCGUUCUACACCAGCCAAUUUGGAUACAAGUUGCAAGCAUCGGUGUUUUUGAAUGGCAACGGAUCUGGUGAAAAUACACAUGUAUCUGUUUAUAUAAAAAUACUGCCUGGUGAAUUUGAUGCUUUACUGAAAUGGUCAUUUUCACAUUCAGUGUCAUUCACAUUAUUUGACCAAAGUGAAAAGCCAUGCAACAUAGUUGAGAGUUUUGUGCCUGAUCCAUCUUGGGAGAAUUUUCAACGACCAAGCACGCAGCCAGAUAGCCUUGGAUUUGGUUUUCCUAAAUUUGUGUCACACGAAACUCUACUAAAAAAAAGACAGUUCAUUAAAGACGAUACAAUAUUUCUACGCAUUAAAGUAGAUCCCAGCAAAAUAGUAGCAGUUUAAAAAUAUUUUCAGUUUAUAAUGUAUAUUAUAUGAUCUCGUAAAAUGUAUAUGAAAAUAAUUGUUCAUAUUCAAUUUUUUUUKUGUGUGUGUGUGUUUUGGCUGUCUUUUAUCACAUAUGGUAAUGUACAAAAUGUGACUGUUUGUUAGUGUUAAUUCUUACACCGGUUGAGUCAAUUGAUUUACUUUAUUUAUUCAUUUUUUCCUUUAAGAAUACUAUACCAAAUACAUUUUAUUUUAUAUUAUAUUUUACACU